AUGGUAUAUUAUUCCAUAUAAAUAAAUAAAAAUAGAUAAAAUUCUAAAGCGCUUUUAUUAAUCAGACUUAAUUUAUAAUUUCUAAAAGUCUAAAAUAUUAAAAUUAAUUAUCAAAAUUUCGCUUAAGAUUUAAAAAUCCAAAGAUAUACAUUAAAAUUUUAAAAAGUUGCACAAGAUUUAUGAUAUAAGACUAUAUUACGUUUGUUUAAUAUCAACCUUUAAGAGGAAUAUAAGAGGAUUGAUCAUAAAAUUUUAGUCAGACUUAUAAUAUUGAAAUCUGAAUCACACAGAAGAAUAAUACAAUUAAUAAAUAAUAGGUAUAUAAGGUUAUAUGAGAUACAAUUUUAUGAAUAAAAGAAGAAGAAUUUUAUAAAGAAAAGUUAAGAAACUAAAUUAGAAAAAGUAAAAAGUUAAUUGAGGAUUAUAAGGCAACAAAGAGAAAACCAGCAAAAAAGAAGGAUUUAUAAUAAUAAAAUUACUCAAAAUAAAAAUAAAUUUCUUAAGCACAAGUUUAAAUAUAAUAACAAUAGUUAAUUAUUGAUGAUAUUUAAUAGUAUAUAGAUUAAGAAACAAAAAUUUAACGUUUCAAUUAUUUUGAUAAUAUAUGA
This is a messenger RNA of Paramecium sonneborni, 608 nucleotides long. The record is from the annotation of a GenBank genome assembly. NCBI's taxonomy places the organism in Eukaryota, Ciliophora, Oligohymenophorea, Peniculida, Parameciidae.